GUGAGUUGGUGUGGGACUGAGUUGAGUUAUUUGUGUUGUCGAAGAAGAGGAAGGGAAACCGGAGAGGGGGGAGAAGAGCGAGAGCAAACUGGGGGCAUCCAAUAUGGCAUCGGGCGAUACGCUCUACAUUGAAACCGACGGCUCGGAGAUGCCGGCUGAGAUUGUCGAACUUCAUGAAAUAGAAGUGGAGACAAUUCCCGUAGAGACUAUCGAGACCACGGUGGUCGGAGGAGACGAUGAUGACGAGCACCACCAGCCCAUGAUCGCACUACAACCGUUAGACGAUCCGAACCAUGUUCACCACCACCAAGAGGUGAUAUUGGUGCAGACCCGUGAAGAGGUUGUUGGAGGGGACGAUUCUGAUCUCCGUGCGGACGAUGGUUUCGAAGAUCAGAUCCUCAUACCUGUACCUGCUCCAGCCGCCGAGGAGGAAUAUAUCGAACAGACUCUGGUGACAGUAGCAGGGAAGAGCACUUCAGCUGGGCGAACGAAGAAAGGGGGAGGUGGUAGUGGGAAGAAAGCGGGUAAAAAAAGCUAUUUAAGUGCAGCGGAGGCCAGCGGUAGAAAAUGGGAGCAGAAACAAGUGCAAAUAAAGACACUGGAAGGGGAGUUUUCAGUCACUAUGUGGGCUUCUGAUGACAAGAAGGACAUGGACCAUGAGACGGUGGUGGAGGAGCAGAUCAUCGGGGAGAACUCCCCCCCGGAUUACUCCGAGUACAUGACCGGCAAGAAGCUGCCCCCCGGCGGGAUCCCCGGGAUCGACCUCUCGGACCCCAAACAGCUGGCGGAGUUCGCGAGGAUGAAGCCGCGGAAAAUGAAGGAAGACGACGCCCCCAGGACGAUAGCCUGCCCCCACAAAGGAUGCACAAAGAUGUUCAGGGACAACUCGGCGAUGAGGAAGCACCUGCACACGCACGGGCCCCGGGUGCAUGUCUGCGCGGAGUGCGGCAAGGCGUUCGUGGAAAGCUCCAAACUCAAACGGCAUCAGCUCGUUCACACCGGCGAGAAGCCUUUUCAGUGUACUUUCGAGGGCUGUGGCAAACGGUUCUCCCUGGACUUUAACUUACGCACACACGUACGGAUUCACACGGGGGACCGGCCGUACGUCUGCCCGUUCGACGGCUGCAAUAAGAAGUUCGCUCAGUCCACCAACCUGAAAUCGCACAUCCUGACACACGCAAAAGCCAAAAACAACCAGUGAAACCCUCAGCGUCGCAAGCAUUUCUCAGAAACCCCGGAAAGUUCCGAUUUAAAACCCCCUUUGUAUAUUGUUUCUUAAAAAAAAAAGAAAAAAAGGUUUUUAAAGAAAAUGACCUUUCGGACUUUUUGAUAAGUAUGGAGAAGACUUAAAUUAAGAAAAGCGUGUUUCACCCCCUCUGUCCUUUUAGUUCUCAAAGAGAAGAACGUGUUGGUGUUCCGGAAAAUCAACUCUUAACAUAAAGUUCUAUUCAGGAACAUGGACCUGACGGACUUGAAUCAAAAGACAAUUGUUUGUACGACGGAAAUUAAAGAACAUUUCGACUUGUUUUUGUUUUUCACAUUGGAUUAGAUUUCACUUGUCUGCAUAUAGAGAGAGCGAAUUGCUUUUUAAUUUUGUACUUCUCCAAGUGUGCAUAUUGUACACUUAUUUUGGUAUAUGCCUAGUAAUGCUAUGUGUGAUUUAUUUUUUUUCCCCUGAAGAUUGAAAUCGGCUUGUAAUGGUUCUCGAUGGAAGAGAGUUGGUGGAUACUGUACUACAUGCUUCAAAAGUAUUUUUAUGUAAAAAGUUUUUGUUUCGUUUGCGCCCAAAAUUAGGUUGUAUUCUUUACCAUUAACUAAUUUUGUAUAAUUGUACCGUACGGCUGUAUUGAAAUCAUGUAGACCUAGAGAUGUGAUUUAAGUAGUGUUAAUCAAUUAAAGCAAUUAUAGUCACCGUUUAUUUUAUUUUCCAUGAAAUGUCCGAUGCAAACGUAUCAUUCUUCACUUCAAGCCUGCAUCUCACAAGAAAACAGCUAAAUGGUGAUCGGUUGCGUUGUUAGAAUGUAUUGUGCAGGCAUCAACCCUGAACACCCCUUGUUAAUAUGUACAUCCCGUGUAUUUCAAGUGGCCAACAAUAAAAAAGUGGUCCCAAAUCAA
Anguilla anguilla (European eel) is the source of this 2115-nucleotide messenger RNA. Its product is annotated as transcriptional repressor protein YY1-like. The coding region runs from base 104 to 1201 and encodes 365 amino acids. Gene Ontology annotation, cellular component: PcG protein complex; transcription regulator complex. The transcript is spliced from 5 exons. The record is from RefSeq and is a predicted model, not a curated record. Lineage: Eukaryota; Metazoa; Chordata; Actinopteri; Anguilliformes; Anguillidae. Gene Ontology annotation, biological process: regulation of transcription by RNA polymerase II. Gene Ontology annotation, molecular function: RNA polymerase II cis-regulatory region sequence-specific DNA binding; DNA-binding transcription factor activity, RNA polymerase II-specific.